AUGUGGAACCAUUCAGGAACCCUCAGAGAGGAGGGUCAGACAGACUGCCAGUCUGUGGCCGGUCUGGGGUCUUUGGGGGUCAGCUUGGGGGGGGCAGUGGGCGAGGACACCAGGACGGCCUCCCAGGAGGGCGUGGCCGCCAUCCUGAAGUGUGCCCGGGGGCCCGUCCUGCUGGAGCUGGGCCGGCUCAAAGCGGCCUCCUGGAUCUCCUCCAGACACAGCUCCCAGGGCAGCCAGGUGGGCCAGCGCUCUGUGGACCCGUCUGCUGGGGGGCCGUGUGUGCUAGCCCAGUCCUCGUGGAUGAGCCGCGUCAGCCGGAGCAGCUCAGGACUGGCCCCGCCCCCCCCUCAGACCCCGGCAUCAGCAGACCCGCCGGCCCCCUCCCCCCCGCCCGGCAGCAGCCAGCCCAGCUGUGACAUCACUUCCUGUCCUUCCAGCAGCUCAGGCGUGGACGCCAGCGUCCGGACGGUGGAGCUCAGCAGGAGUGUGGGCGACUCCCUGGGGGUGAGCAUAGCGGGGGGGAAGGGCAGCCCCCUGGGGGACAUCCCCAUCUUCAUCGCCAUGAUCCAGGCCAGUGGAGUGGCCGCCAAGACCCAGCGGCUGAAGGUGGGCGACCGGAUCGUCAGCGUUAACGGUCAGUCGGUGGACGGCCUGACCCACAGUGAGGUGGUCACCAUGCUGAAGAACAGCUGCGGCAGCAUCCAUCUGCAGGUGGUGGCCGACACCAACAUCAGCGCGGUCACCUCUCAGGUGGAGAGUCUGUCCGGUGGCGGGGGCCUUCCAGCCAGCAGCGACACGCCGUGUGCAGCCGAGCCGGAGGGUCCGAGGCCCCGCUCCAUCAGCCUGGAGAAGGGCUCCGAGGGCCUGGGCUUCAGCAUCGUCGGAGGCUUUGGGAGUCCCCACGGAGACCUGCCCAUCUACGUCAAGACCGUGUUCAGCAAGGGCGCGGCGGCGGCGGACGGGCGGCUGAAGCGUGGCGACCAGAUCCUGGCGGUGAACGGGGAGAGCCUGCAGGGCGCCACUCACGAGCAGGCCGUGGCGCUCCUGAAGAGGCAGCGGGGGGCCGUCACGCUGGACAUCCUGUCCUAAGGCACACGCCCACAACUCCCACACUCUGGGUCACGUCCAGGCCACUGUUCCCUCCUAACACGCCCCCAGAAACACAGGUGGGCGGGAAGGGUUCCCAGCUGCUGGCCUGGACUCUAAGCGGAUCUGCCUCCUCCAUCUCAG
This is a messenger RNA of Menidia menidia (Atlantic silverside), 1230 nucleotides long. NCBI's taxonomy places the organism in Eukaryota, Metazoa, Chordata, Actinopteri, Atheriniformes, Atherinopsidae. The record is from the annotation of a GenBank genome assembly.